GCCAUCGUUGAAGGCGAGCCCCCGGCCAUGCCUGACGAAGGCUACAGCGAUCUGGCAAAGGACUUUGUCAAGCAAUGUCUUCACAAGAUUCCCAAGAUGCGCCCGACGUACGCUCUGCUGCUCAAGCAUCCCUGGAUCCAGUCACUCUCAAAACCCGAGACAAUUGACGAAGUUGCCGAAGAAGGCGACGCCGCAGACAAGGUAGCCGAAGCAGUGGGCCAUAUAGAUCUCAGCUCGGGCACCGAAGAUGCCGAGGUUGCGGAAUGGGUCAAGUCCGUGCUGAAGAGGAACGCUGAAGGGCAGAACGGGAACGGCCCUUCCAAGCCGGCGCUCCAUGCCGCGCCGCUGGACAGCGUCAGCCCACUCGGAAGUCCUAUGCUCCACCAAGGCCGAUGA
Molecule: messenger RNA, 396 nt
Organism: Trichoderma citrinoviride
Lineage: Eukaryota; Fungi; Ascomycota; Sordariomycetes; Hypocreales; Hypocreaceae
Exons: 1
Biological process (GO): cellular hyperosmotic response; MAPK cascade
Molecular function (GO): MAP kinase kinase activity
Source: RefSeq, a predicted model, not a curated record